Molecule: messenger RNA, 1218 nt
Organism: Seminavis robusta
Lineage: Eukaryota; Bacillariophyta; Bacillariophyceae; Naviculales; Naviculaceae
Source: the annotation of a GenBank genome assembly
AUGUCAGCAUCUGGAAGUAUCUUGGCUUUUGGCAGCACUGCCAACGCAGCAGCUGCGCAUGUCGGCACAGUUCGAGUUUUCAAAGCUCUGGAGGUAGUAGAACAGUCAACAAGCGGGAUCCACAGCGACUUUGACUCCAGCGGAAUUUCAUGGUGGCGAAUGGGUAAACCUCUGAUGGGGGAACAGACAGGAGAUGGGUUUGGCACAAAGGCUGUAGCCAUGACAGCCAGUGGCAACCGCUUGGCUGUUGGAGCGCCUGGUUACAACGUUUCCUCCACUGACAAAGAUGGCAACGCUGCCAUGCUUCCAUCGGCUGGUUUCAUUCAAGUCUAUGAUUGGAUUGAUAAUUCCUGGACUGCGGAAGGCCCCAAAAUUCUUGGCCGUUUUGCAGGAGAUCAACUUGGCACUGGUGUGGACUUGUCCUCCGAUGGGAAGAUCCUUGCAGCUGGAGGAGAAUCGCCAGGAGGACAAGUCAAUGUCUACCGCGAAACCACCAACAACAGUGGGGAUAUCUCAUGGGAACAAGUUGGAAGUCCAAUCCUUUCGAGGACUACUGAUGACCUCUUUGGCCAGGAGCUAGCGCUGUCGGCUGAUGGCACAAGGCUUGCUGUUGGGGCUUCCAAGGCUGAAGUUAAGCAAGGACUUGGCUAUGCCAGAGUCUAUGAAUUCGACGGUGCAGACUGGCAGCAAAUGGGUCAAGACCUAGAGGGCGACAGUCACAAUUGCCGGUUUGGUCGCAGAAUAGCCAUGUCCUCGGAUGGUUUAAUUCUGGCUGCGGCUGCCCGCAAUGCUGAUGACAACUCCGGCCAAAAUGAUGUGGGCAAUGUCCAUAUCUACCGCUAUGAUUCUCCCAGCAAUGCUUGGGAACAGAUGGGACAAACGCUCUGGGGAUCCGGAGAAGCUGACAAGUUUGGAAUAUCUGUCGACAUCUCGGAUGAUGGGUCCAGAGUGGUGGUUGGUGCAAACCAGAAAAAGGAUGAUCUUCGGUACGGGUAUGUUCGAAUCUUUGACUUUGAUGACGAGACAAAGGAGUGGACACAAGUAGCCAAAGAUCUGAAGGGACAAGACAUGUCUGGCGCCUCGGAGUUUGACAGAUUAGGAAACGAGGUGGCACUAAACGGAAAUGGAAAUUUGUUGGCGGUGGGAUCUGACGGAGGCAACCGAAACGGAUUUGACUCUGGGCAUGUCCAAGUUUUUGAUUUGGCAGGCCUGGACUAG